GCCCCGGUGAUCAUGUGAUGACGAGUCGUUGCUGGUGGAAACAGCUGGUAGUUUCUGUCAACGAGCGCUGCAUCCAGCAUGCAGCAUGGGAGAGAAUAAAAGUUAAACCCGAGUCGGAAUUGGUCAAAUCUUCUUUAUUUUGAAGGUCUGAUGCUAGUGGUGUGUCGCUGGCUACCUCGUCCCGACAGUUUGGCCGAAGUAGAGCAGAACGCGGCUUGUUAUUAGCCUGUCUCGUCGGCAUCCACUGUAACCGGCGGCUAACACCUGCUAGCUUGCAGACUUGAUUGGCAAGUCUGUAAAGUCGAAUAACUAGGUGCCACUCUGUUGUCACCGUUUUUGCCUUGACUAUUUAUUUGCUAACCGUCCGGACCGGGGUCUAGGUUCUGUCAACAUGGCUCACGUCCAUUACAAAUUCUCCUCUAAACUAAAAUACGAAUCGAUGGUGUUCGACGGCCUCAACAUCACGCUGAAAGACCUGAAGAGGCAGAUCAUGGACCGGGAGAAACUUCGAGCCGCCGACUGCGACCUGCAGAUCACCAACGCGCAGACGAAGGAAGAGUACAAAGAUGACGAGGAUCUCAUCGCUAAGAACUCCUCUAUUAUUGUGAGGAGAAUCCCUAAGGUGGGUGUCAAGUCAUCGGGGAGCAAGACGACGUCCAAGACGAUGUCCAAGACCACUGACCGUUCCGACAACCAAUUUCACCACCAGGCCUUUGGGUCCACCAAAGCAAUGGAUAACCAGAGUUUUUCCAGAUCCCUCACCCUUCUCUCCCAGACCUGCAAUCUGGCCAACGCAAACGCGUCUGAAGAGGACAAAAUCCAAGCCAUGAUGUCCCAGUCCACCCAUGAAUACGACCCUAUGAAUUAUGUGAAGAAGCACGGGCCUCCUCCACCCAACUACACCUGUUUCCGAUGUGGGAUGAAUGGUCACCACAUCAGAAACUGCCCCACCAAUGGGGACAAGACCUUUGAGUCCCUGCCCAAGAUCAAGAAGAGCACGGGCAUCCCUCGCUCUUUCAUGGUGGAAGUGGACGACCCCAACAUCAAGGGGGCCAUGCUGACCCACUGCGGUCGAUACGCCAUUCCCACCAUAGACGCCGAGGCCUACGCCAAGGGGAAGAAGGAGAGGCCUCCGUUCGCGCCGCCCCUGCCCCCGGCAGCGGGCGCUGGGGGGGAGGAGAAGAAGGAGGAGGAGGAGGCGGUCCCCACGGAGCUGCUGUGUCUCAUCUGCAGGGAGAUGCUCCACGACGCCGUCCUCAUCCCCUGCUGUGGAAACAGCUACUGUGAUGACUGCAUCCGCAGCGCCUUGCUGGAGUCAGACGAGCACGUCUGCCCCACCUGCGCCAAGGUGGACGUCUCUCCAGACACCCUGGUAGCCAAUAAGUUCCUCCGACAGGCGGUGAACAGCUUCAACAACGAGCUGGGCAACCAGAACAGCCUGGCCACACCGGGACCCAGCGCCCCGACGUCCCAGACGUCAAACCCCAGCCCCAGCCCGGCCCCCAAUCCCCCUCCACCCGUCUCUGCCACCCAGACCCGCCCCAAGACGCCCUACCAGCAAACACGCCACCAGCAGGACCCUCUGAUGUCCCGCCCACCGCCUGCACACACCCCGCCAUUGGCUCAACCGAACACGCCGUCUCCCGUAGCAACGGCCCCCUCAUCUGCCUCCAGCACUCCGGUCAACUCACCGCCGCGUCCGCAGAACCAGCCGGACGUGCCCGGCAGCACGGAGGCCGAGGCCGAGGUUUCCGUUGAUGCAGCCGAGGCCUCCAUCCCCUCUGGGUCCUCUUCGCCUGUGGAGGCACCACCACUGAUGGCCCCGGGUUACCAUGUUCCAGUGGCGGAAGACCGGGAGUCCAUCAGCCCUAAAAAUACACAAAUGUCCCCAACAUACCCAACAGUCCGACCCUCGGAUCAGCCACCCGUCAAGGAGAGCUCCUCCACCUCCUCCGGUCCUGCCGUCGGCGGGGGUUGGCCCUACCCCAGAGAGGGCCCCGGCCCGCCCCUCCCACCCCCUCCCCUCAUCCCUAAGGAAGAGAUGUACCGACACCAGCAGCGCCGGAUGAAAGAGAGGCCAACUCCGUGGAAAUGGUUCAAACCCCCCGCCGUCGUCUCUUCCCCCAGCAGAUCGUCGUCCGGCCGCGGGCCCAACAGAGACGGGCGGGGCCAGCAGAGGCCCAAGGCCGCCGCGGACGAGUUGGGCGGGGACUUCGCCAAAGAGCUGCUGGAGUACCGGCGGAUGCAGAGGCAGAGGAGGCGGUCCUACUCCAGGUCGCCUCAGAGGAGCUCCUCCGUCAGCCAGAUGUCCUCUGACUCCUACUCCCCCUCCAGGAGCUACUCCAGGUCCCCCAGCAGGUCCCCGGGCCCCGCGCACUCCAGAGGCAGAUCUAGGUGCAGAUCUAGAUCCAGGUCCCGUCCACGCCACAGACGGAGCUCCGCCCGUCGCCACGGCGACCGCUCCCAUCACCACGGCUACAAGCGGUCCCGUUCCCCGACGCCGCCCUCGUCCUCCCCGUCCCGCCGCCGGAGGAGCUCCCGGACGCGGUCCAGGUCCCGCUCUCGGUCCCGGGGGUCCCGGCGGAAGGCGUCGCGCUGCCGCCACCACCGCCACAGUGCCGGGAGUCACCACGAUCACCACGGCGACCCCGGGCGGCGGGGCUCGCCGGCCUGCGACCGCCACCCGUACCACGCGGGCUGCGACGCCCAGCGCUUCCGCCAGUGGGAGACGGAGUACCUGCAGUGGUACGACAAGUACUUUGGCAACUACACCGGGACGCCCCACCACCUCCAGCCGCCGCCCCUCCUGCCCACGCCCCGCCCCGCCUGCGGCCGCCCGGCGCCCAACCGCCGGCGCCCGUCCCCCUCGGGCCCCUGCUGCUCCUCGCAGCACGCCCGGCCCCAGCCCGGCCGGCUCCCCGCCAAGAGGAGCCGCUCCCCCCCCCGGCGGUCGCCCGACGGCAGCCGCUCCCCGGGCAGCGACGAGGACUCGGGCUCGCUGACCUACCAGCAGAGGUGCUCGGAGAUGUUCGGGCACCAGGCGUCGUACCGGGACGAGGCCGAGGACAGAGAGCCGGCCCCCCCCCGCACGCCGGCCUCGAGGGGUCCCGACGACCCGACGCACAAGAAGAAGAAGAGGAGGAGGAGCGAGAGGGAGCGAGCGGACGGGGGCGAGGCGGAGGAGGCCCCGCCUCUGGGCGCCUCCUUCUCCUCCUCGUCCGGUCGCGGCCGCUGGGACGGGGGGAGCAACCGCGACAGCCCGGGUACCCCGCUACACAACCUGGGGGUCUGCAGCCGGGCGGAGCCAGGGGACGAGGCCUGGGACCGACCCUACGCUGGGACGCUGAGGGCCGACGGCGGAAGGGAGGGCCAGAGAGGCGAUGGGGGGAGGGAGGGCCAGAGACAUCCAGGCGAUGAGGGAGUGUCCACAGAGCCCAGCCGCGCUCCAGAGCCGGGCAGACCAAAGCAUGGCGAGCCACGCCCGGAUCACUCCAGGUCGGAGAGGAAAAAGCGACGGGCAGAGGAGAGGAGCAGCGAGUCCCUGAGGAAGGACGUUCCUCUGGACGGCCGGCACCUCGACUCCUCGCACAGGAGCGAGAACGCAAAGUCAGGGCAGGACGGAGACGACCCGAGGCACGGGGGUAAACCGAACGCCGUCGAGAAGGAAGCGCCCCCCCGUGGAUCACCGACGGAGUACCCCCUCUGGGAAGGGGUGACGAAGGUGAGGAACCCCCAGAGGAAGAGCAUCAGCAUCAACAUCAACCUCACCCAGCUGGAGGAGGUCCAGAAGGUGGCUGAGUCUCACCCGACGGCCGGCAGCUCGGUCGAGGAAGAGCGAAUGGACGCCGGAGAUGAAAACGAGGACACGCCCACAGUGGAGGACGGGGAGGAAGUGGUGGACGACAACAGAGGAGUAAAACUACUGACCACCGUCCGGAGAGCCGCGGAGGAACCCGUUGGUGGAGGAGAGGCGAUGAAGACUAUGGAGAAGAAGAGGAGCAGGAGAGCUGAUGGAGGCAAGGUAUUGGAGGAGGUGGAGGAAGAGAAGGAGGAGGAGGAGAAGGAGGAGUCGAGGGCAGGAGCGAGGAAGAGGCGGGGUGAGGAGCCCGGGGAGGUGGGCGGGGAGAGGACCAAAGCCCCUGGAAGAAGAAGCCAAAGCACCUCAGCUUCCGGGGAAACGCCAAUCCAUGCUAGGAGGGAUCGAAGCGAGGGCCGCCAGGACAGGAAGAGGAAGACCCUGGAGAACCACAGUAGCCAGGACGGCUUCCUCCACCCCGAGGACACCACGGCCCCCGUGAAGGUCCGCUCCCGGUGGGCGCCGCUGGAGGCGGGGGCCAAGGGCCCCCCUGCGGGGAAGGAGGAGCCGGCGUCCGGCGAGGCUCGUCUACACGACGCCUCCGCAGCGCUCGGCCCCGUCCCCGUCUCCGCGCCGACGAAGAGGACCGCCGCUAGGGACGGGCUCGCCCCGGAGGACGGGGCCAGAGCGCCGCGGGGGCGGGAGGCCGAGGGGGGGAGGGAGAGGGAGACGGGCAGGGGGAGAGACCAGAGGAGGAGAACCACGGAGAGCGAGCGGGCGAGCGGCGGGACGGAGAAGAGGGGUCCCCACUCCUCCUCCUCCUCCUCCUCCUCGCGGACCGCCGGCGACGCGAGGGGCCGGGAGCCCGAGGACGGCGCCGCCGCCGCCGCCGGCCCCGGGCCGUCCCAGCCCUCGUCCCGCUCCUCCUCCUCCUCCUCGUCCUCGUUCUCCCAGCCCGACGGAGUUCCCCGCCCGCCGGCCGCCGCGGCGGGCGUCUCCGGCGCCGACGGCGGCGGGGGGAGACGCGGACGCCGUGACCCCGACGCCACGGUGUCCUGCCGCGACAGGAAGGCCCCCGAGGCCCGCCGAGACGCGCCCUCGGCCACGCCCCGGGACGGCGAGGCCGGGGAACAACAACAAAGACCACACCACCGCCGCCACCGCCAUCAUCAUUCACCGCAGCAUCGUCGUCACCGGGACGACCACCACGAGCACCAGCCCGUCCGAGAGCAGAGGGACCCCCGCAGCCCGGCAGAGGGCCCCCCGGGGGGCCCCGAGAGGAGGGACCCGCGCCCCCCCUCCUCCCAGGGCCCCGGAGCGGACCCCCCCGGCGCCGGGGCCGCCCGGGGGCCGCCGGACAAGCCCCGGCUGGACGUGUUCUCCGGGGGCCGUAACGCUCUGCUGCGGCCCCGGAAGCCCAUCGACAUCAAGAUCAUCAGCGGGGCGUCACUGUUCCAGCAGAGCAGGGUCUAG
This is a messenger RNA of Gadus chalcogrammus (walleye pollock), 5269 nucleotides long. RefSeq names its product E3 ubiquitin-protein ligase RBBP6-like. Gene Ontology annotation, biological process: mRNA processing; protein ubiquitination; ubiquitin-dependent protein catabolic process. The transcript has 23 exons. NCBI's taxonomy places the organism in Eukaryota, Metazoa, Chordata, Actinopteri, Gadiformes, Gadidae. Gene Ontology annotation, molecular function: zinc ion binding; nucleic acid binding; ubiquitin protein ligase activity. The record is from RefSeq and is a predicted model, not a curated record. Gene Ontology annotation, cellular component: nucleus. The coding region runs from base 392 to 5269 and encodes 1625 amino acids.